Molecule: messenger RNA, 321 nt
Organism: Anisakis simplex (herring worm)
Lineage: Eukaryota; Metazoa; Nematoda; Chromadorea; Rhabditida; Anisakidae
Source: the annotation of a GenBank genome assembly
AAAUUCUUCAGACGUGAUACUCGAAGAGGAUUUCUUGCUGUGGUGGCCAGCGCUGUUAAUAAACCCAAAUUCUUUGCGCAACAAUUGUAUGCGUCGAUGAAGUUGAUUAGCCACAACAUUCCACAGGGUUUGGGCACUAGAAACAACGACUUGAUUCGUCUGAUCGUUUCACGGGCUGAGAUUGAUAUGGCGGCUAUAAGUGAUGAAUUCGAAGUGGCAUAUGGGAAGACCCUUGUGGACUACAUUCGUGGCGAUACAUCCGGUGGUUAUCGCGAUGCAUUAAUAGCGAUUGUAAAGGGCAAUUCCAAGUAUCGAUACUAA